GCUGUUUAAGUGAGUGCUUCCACUUUUUAACUUGGUCCUGCAAGAACUGCUUAGAAUUAAGGGCAUCGCGGUGUAAGGACACACCUGCCGUUCCAGAUGAAGUAAAAAGGAACUGACAUUUCCGGUUGGGGAUUUUAAAGUCUGCAUUAUGACUGGCAUUUUCUCACCAGAAGCAAAGAGCACCUGUUGAACCGAGAGAAGCGAAACGGCGACAGCCAGACACUCGUGAUUUCCAAGCUGUGCUGCGGUUGGGAGUCAUUCCAAGCAGAGUCAUGCCUGUGGUUAAAGUGGAGAGCGAUUCUCCCUCGGAAAGCACUCUUCCAGUGAAUGACAGUCAGAGAAGUCGCCGGAGGAAGAGACCGCUUCAGCGAGGCAAACCACCAUACAGCUACAUCGCUCUGAUCUCCAUGGCCAUCGCCAACUCUCCCGACCGCAAGCUCACUCUAGGGGGCAUCUACAGGUUCAUCACAGAGAAGUUUCCUUUCUAUCGAGACAACUCCAAGAAAUGGCAGAACUCCAUCCGCCACAAUCUGACCCUCAACGACUGUUUCAUCAAGAUUCCCCGAGAGCCCGGCAGACCCGGAAAGGGCAACUACUGGGCGCUGGACCCCAAUGCCGAAGACAUGUUUGAGAGCGGAAGCUUUCUACGACGGCGAAAGCGAUUCAAACGCAGCGACUUCGCGACGUACUCAGCGUACGAGUCUCCCGUCUUCUCACCAGUCCAGAUCGCGCGCUCGGUCUACUCCAACAUGAGCCCACCGUCUGCCUACUACCAGUCCUCCUCUCCGAGCUUCAGCGCCGGUCAGUCCAGGGUCUUCAGGAUCAACUCUCUCAUCGGCUCAGAGAUGAUGCCUCAGCAGUCCUGCCGCAGCUUCAGUCCUGAGAGUUUGGGAGGACCGGGCUUCCAGCAUCAGUCCUGCAGCGGGGACACGGUGCUGUCGUGCUGCUCCAGUACCUCGAAUAACAUGGCCUUUGCCUACUCCAGUCCAGGACAUGGACAAGCUCAGGUAUCGUAUCCUCAAGGCAGCAGCCAGGCCUACGGGCCGACGGGGAGAGUGGCCAUCUCCAGUUUGUCUCCCAUCGCUGGAGAUGCUGUCGGAGACCCAUACAGCAGAACCUCCCCAGCGCAGCUGGGCUCUUUUGUUCAGUACAAUAACUCUGGUGCAGUAGGAAGCUCAGGAGCCUACAUCAGGCAUCCAGCUUACUCAGGUAACAUGGACAGGUUCGUGUCUGCCACCUAAAUAAGUGCGAGGCUGAUUUUCUCCACUGUGGCACACGGGAACAUUUGGAGAGUCUAUUUUAGUAAAUAUGCAAACCAUUAACUGUGAUAUUUAAACUGAUGUUGCUAUUGUUUUAUUGUGAUUCCAUCACUAAAUAACCUCAAUCGACACAUGUACAGACACAAAGUGCUCAAGUUAAAGGCAAAUGUUUACAAAAAUCUAACUUUUUUUUUUUUAGGGAGGGUCUGUUUACUAUUA
Messenger RNA from Sinocyclocheilus grahami, 1478 nucleotides. Its product is annotated as forkhead box protein E1-like. Lineage: Eukaryota; Metazoa; Chordata; Actinopteri; Cypriniformes; Cyprinidae. The coding region runs from base 273 to 1241 and encodes 322 amino acids. The transcript has a single exon. Gene Ontology annotation, biological process: regulation of transcription by RNA polymerase II; anatomical structure morphogenesis; cell differentiation. The record is from RefSeq and is a predicted model, not a curated record. Gene Ontology annotation, molecular function: DNA-binding transcription factor activity, RNA polymerase II-specific; RNA polymerase II cis-regulatory region sequence-specific DNA binding.